This is a messenger RNA of Rhodamnia argentea, 2197 nucleotides long. Its product is annotated as aminoacylase-1. Gene Ontology annotation, biological process: amino acid metabolic process. The record is from RefSeq and is a predicted model, not a curated record. Gene Ontology annotation, molecular function: aminoacylase activity. The transcript is spliced from 5 exons. Gene Ontology annotation, cellular component: cytoplasm. Lineage: Eukaryota; Viridiplantae; Streptophyta; Magnoliopsida; Myrtales; Myrtaceae. The coding region runs from base 568 to 1905 and encodes 445 amino acids.
CGCUCGCUGAAGCUGAGAGCUGAGCUCGCGGAACUCGCCUUCGAACUCGGACGUUUCCCUCUGUCUGAAUCGGCCUAUUCGACGUCGUCGCUAGAUUCUCCGACAGUGCCGUAUUCACCUGCAGCAGGUCCCUCCCUCUCUCUCUCUCUCUCUCUCUCUCUUCUCUGCAUGCGUCUUGGUGUUCAUUUGCCCCCUUUUUGAUUCGUCAAAAGUGGAUUUUGAUCCGAUUGGUUCUUCCCAUCGCUACUUCGCACGAAAAGUAGUGCCGGUGCCUGUUCAUCCGGGUCGACCGGCUACUUCGUGAUCAUGGUGCUUGAUGGCUUUUCGUCGGUUUCUCUCUUGCUGUGACUGACAAGGGUCAACGGUUGUAGUCCGUCACCGUCUGUGCUUGUUGUUUCGGCUGUCUGAAUCAAGCAAUGUUUCUGGCUCAUGAGUAGGUCACAUCCGUGUUCCCAUUAGGUGCAAAAAUUUUCAGUUCCCUCUGGACCUAGACUUCGGUAAUUUUUUUAGGAUUUGAAACUUCUUUCUCCGACUGAAUUCUCCAAUCGAUCCAUAUCGUUGGUCCCAAUGGCCGUUAACCAUCUGAACUCAAUCUUCUUGUUGGCACUCUUUGCAUCCCCUCUUCUUUUCUCUACUGCGGCCGAGCCUCAAGAAGUAGAAAUGGAUGCGCCGAUUUGGCGUUUCCAGCAGUACCUCAAGAUCAACACAGCCCACCCUGACCCUGACUAUGCUGGAGCUGUCUCCUUUCUUAAGGACCAAGCUCAGGCCAUUUCCCUCCAAACCCGUAUCCUAGAGUUCGUCCCAAACAAGCCCGUUUUGCUUUUGACUUGGUUAGGCUCAGACCCUUCUCUUCCUUCCGUCCUUUUCAACUCCCACAUGGACUCUGUCCCUGCCGAGCCAUCCAAGUGGAUUCAUCCUCCCUUUUCUGCCUUCAGAGAUUCCAAUGGAAAGAUAUUUGGCCGAGGGGCGCAAGAUGACAAGUGCAUUGCCAUUCAGUAUAUCGAGGCCAUUAGGAACCUUAAGGAUAAGAGUUUUGUACCACUUCGCACAAUUCACGUCUCGUAUGUGCCAGAUGAGGAGAUCGGUGGACUUGAUGGGGCGGCUAAGUUUGUAGGAUCCAAAGAGUUCAAGGAACUGAAUGUGGGGUUCGUCUUGGAUGAGGGGCAGGCAUCUGUUACCGACGAGUUUCGAGUUUUCUACGCUGACCGGUCACCUUGGGGGCUGGUGAUUAAGGCUAACGGAGCACCUGGACAUGGAUCAAGGAUGUAUGACAACGGCGCUUUGGAGAAUUUGAUGAAGAGCAUGGAAGCCAUAAGCAAGUUCAGGGAGAGCCAAUUUGAUAAGGUCAAGGCCGGAAUGGCAGCGAACUCCGAAGUCAUUUCUGUCAAUCCAGUCUACAUGAAAGCUGGAAUUCCUUCACCAACUGACUUUGUCAUGAAUGUGCAGCCUUCGGAAGCCGAGGCAGGCUUUGACAUCCGUAUGCCUCCGACUGCAGACCCUGAUCUUAUGAAGAAAAGAAUUGUUGAAGAGUGGGCCCCGGCUAUCAGGAAUAUGACAUACCAGAUUAUUGAGAAAGGACCUAUUCGAGACUACAAGGGGCGCCCAUUGAUGACUACAACAGAUGAUUCCAACCUUUGGUGGUCUGCUUUUAACCAAGCUGUUGCGGCAGCUGGAGGAAAGCUUGCAAAGCCUGAAAUCUUACCUUCAACCACGGAUGCAAGAUUCAUUCGACAGCUGGGGAUUCCUGCUCUAGGGUUCUCUCCGAUGAUCAAUACUCCAAUACUGCUUCAUGAUCACAAUGAGUUUUUGGAGGAUAUAGUCUUCUUGAUGGGGAUAAAGGUAUAUGAAUCCAUAAUUAGUUCUUUGAGUUCCUUUGUUGAAGAAUCACAGAGGAACAUGAUUUAGGUAGCAACUAAUAAGAUAAGGCUGCUUCUUCUUCUUCUUCUUCUUGUUCAAUAAAAUGCUCUCCUACACUUGUUGCUGGCAUUCUUCAAUCCAUGUUGCAGCGAUGCUCAAGUUGUGAGCUUUUUCUUGUAUUGUAACAUAGUAAUAACAGGGUCUUGGCCGUAGUGUACACAUAAAUAACCCGUUCUGGUUCUGAGCUCCGGCGUGGACCUUGUUUCCAUCUGUGAGGUUACUGACUCCGAAUAACUUGUACGAGUAUCUAAGAUGUUGGAGAGGGACAUCUCUUGAGUGA